Messenger RNA from Lucilia sericata (common green bottle fly), 486 nucleotides. Its product is annotated as secreted RxLR effector protein 161-like. Bases 1 to 486 code for a protein of 161 amino acids. The transcript has a single exon. The record is from RefSeq and is a predicted model, not a curated record. NCBI's taxonomy places the organism in Eukaryota, Metazoa, Arthropoda, Insecta, Diptera, Calliphoridae.
AUGGAUGACUGCAAGCCAAUUUCAACUCCAUUGGAUAUUAACCAGAAAAUUUCAAAAGAUAUGUGCCCACAAACAAAGGAAGAGAGUGAUGACAUGAAAACCAUACCGUACCAAGAAGCAAUAGGAAGUAUUAUGUAUGCAGCUCAAGUAAGCCGUCCUGAUGUAUCGUUUGCAGUGGGGGCUUUAGCUAGAUACAACAAUAAUCCUGGAAAGGCACACUGGCAAGCAGUAAAGCGCAUAAUGAGAUACCUCAAAGGAACAAUAAAUUACAAGUUGCAGUUCUCAAAAGAUGAAAAUGUACAUAUUGAAGGAUUCUCAGAUGCGGAUUGGACUGGCGACUUAGAUGAUAGAAAAUCAACUUCUGGUUACGUUUUCAAAUUUCAAGGAGGUUGCAUUUCGUGGAACUCCAAGAAGCAACAAACAACAGCUUUAUCAACAACAGAAGCUGAGGCAAGAGGCGUUGUGGCUACGAUCUCUGUUCAAUGA